Messenger RNA from Fusarium fujikuroi IMI 58289, 411 nucleotides. RefSeq lists its product as uncharacterized. Bases 1 to 411 code for a protein of 136 amino acids. The transcript has a single exon. The record is from RefSeq and is a predicted model, not a curated record. NCBI's taxonomy places the organism in Eukaryota, Fungi, Ascomycota, Sordariomycetes, Hypocreales, Nectriaceae.
AUGUCCCAAUUAAUACCCACGGAAUACACUCCUCUCCUCCUCAAAGGCUUCUCCGCCUGGAUCAUUUACAACGGCGCAUCGCAUGUCGUCCGGGGGUUAACAGAAUACCUCGCCCAAACUGAACGCGCAAAACUUCCUCCAUCAACCAUCUCCCUCAUGGAUUCACAGAUUCGUUUCCUUGGUGGAACAUACAUUGCCUACGGCGCUGCGCUAUGCUGGACGUCCUACGAUAUCAACGAAAGACAGCUGGCCUUGAAUAUUCUAUUGGCUGGUUUGGCGUUGGGCGGUAUCGGGAGAGCGAUUUCGGCUGGGGUUUUUGGCUGGGGAUUUCCGUGGUUGCAACGAGCUACUACCACUGAGAUUGUCGUACCCCCCUUGGUCUACUGGUUUGGCUCGCGAAAGUACGUGUAG